UGAAAGUCUCCUGCACCACUGGGCCAUUCGGCUGAAUCUGGGGAAUAAUAUCUACAUUAUGAACCACUACACGAGCGGUGUGAUCCUCUAUGGAGAGAGAGAACUAAUCAGGAGACAAAGCUUGUCCAAGGUGAACUUUGACAACUAUCGAGCCAUUUUAUCCUUUGUGAACAUUGGAAAUGUACACUGGAAGUUUCUGUACAUAAAUGCAGAUGACAGCUGUCUGUAUUUGGUCGAUCCUUCAAGAAACUCUUUGGAGCAGGAAGAGUCUGACCGUGCAGCCAAAAGAUUCCGUGAAUACUUCAAAAUGAGAAGGACAUGCUACAACAAAACAGACUGGGUGAAUGUGAGACUUCAAGGAGGAGUACUGACACAUCCAUUUCAACGUGAUGGUUCUAGCUGCGGAGUAAUGGUCAUCAUGAUGGCCAAAGCAGUAAUGGAAGCAUUCCCAAAUAAACCAGAAAUGACAUUUUGGACGACAAAAAAAGAGAUGGCCCAGGCACGAAGGACAUUUGCACAGACAAUACUUGAGGCCUCAGUUUUAGUAUUUGACAGUGACACCAACUGUGCCAUGUGUGCAACAGCGAAACCACCCAAUCCAGGACCCUCCAUCACUGACUGGAUCCAGUGUGAUAACUGCAACUGCUGGUUCCAUUCUGAAUGCCUGGACAUGACAAAUGAACAGCUCAGCAGCGCUCAGAAGACAGAGUGGAAGUGUGUGCUUUGUGUAACCUAAUUCCACAUGCAGUGAAAGGUACUAGAAUAAUCUGCUUAUAGUUAUUAUUGGUGUUUUGAGGAACACAUGUGUAAAACACAAUAUGUAUAACAUUCUUGCUUUGAGCACGUAUUUUAAGUAUUUCCUUUUUGAUUUUUUGUGUUGAUUUGUGUGAUGACAGAUAAUGAAUAACAAUAUAUCAAAAAUGUAUAAUAGUAAUCUGAGAAAUCUGUAAUAUGAGAAAUGUAAUUUCUCACCCCAACCGGUCACAGCAGAUGGCCGCCCCUCCCUGAGCCUGGUUCUGCUGGAGGUUUCUUCCUGUUAAAAGGGAGUUUUUCCUUCCCACUGUCGCCAAAGUGCUUGCUCAUAGGGGGUCAUAUGAUUGUUGGGUGUUUCUCUGUAUGUGUUAUUGUAAGGUUUAAGUUAUUAUGUAAAGUGCCUUGAGGUGGAUAUUGUUGUGAUUAAGCGCUGAAUAAAUAAUGUCUAAAACUAAA
Molecule: messenger RNA, 1209 nt
Organism: Oreochromis niloticus (Nile tilapia)
Lineage: Eukaryota; Metazoa; Chordata; Actinopteri; Cichliformes; Cichlidae
Exons: 7
Coding region: 59-736 (225 amino acids)
Biological process (GO): proteolysis
Molecular function (GO): cysteine-type peptidase activity
Source: RefSeq, a predicted model, not a curated record